Dentiscutata heterogama is the source of this 767-nucleotide messenger RNA. Lineage: Eukaryota; Fungi; Glomeromycota; Glomeromycetes; Diversisporales; Gigasporaceae. The record is from the annotation of a GenBank genome assembly.
CUAACGCCUCACCGGCUAAUCUUAAGAAUAGGCGAUUAGGUUCUAAUCCAUUAGGUGCUUCAUUAGAGAAAAGGAGAUUCGGACAGGAGCAUACUCCUCAAGCUGAUGCUACUUUUCAGGAUGUAAAAGAUUUAGCUCAGGGUACUGACAAAGAAGCACAAGCUGGAAAUUUAUCGGGUGCAAUGGUUAGAGCUCUUUUGGCAAAAGCUCCCGCUUGUGAUCAGCAAGACAGAGCUGACGAAGUUAUAGACCUUGGUGAUCAACUUGGUGAUCCAACAAAACGAGAUCAAGCUGUGAAAAUUGCCCAAACAUAUAGACAGCUUGAACGUAACACUCCUAAUGUUGGUCAACCAUCUGAACUUUGUAACAAAAAGCCAAGACACAAAGAACUCGAUGGAUUAACACAAGCUCAAGAUCCAACUGGAAACAAUGAAAGCAAUCCUCCUCAAAAUCCAACUGGUACAUCACCUGAUAAUACUUCCCAACCUUCUCCAACAUCAGUCGAUCCCAAAUCAAUCAAUAAUGAUGCAUUCACGAAUCCCGUUGGUGGUGUUCAAAUGCCACUGAUAAAAAAUAACGCUGAUGGUACUUUUGAAGUUAACGGAAAUAAGUUUCAGAAUGUUGAUGCUGCGCACGGCCGUCAAUGCGAUAUCCAACAUAACCUUUGUUUCAAUAAAUUCAAUGGUGGCGAUAAAAGUUUCAGUGGUGCAGAUUGUGAUAACCAAAAUAAUGUUUGCAAAAGUGGUGACCCAGUUUUUGCACAAUAG